Molecule: messenger RNA, 4713 nt
Organism: Hypanus sabinus (Atlantic stingray)
Lineage: Eukaryota; Metazoa; Chordata; Chondrichthyes; Myliobatiformes; Dasyatidae
Gene: arhgef15b
Product: Rho guanine nucleotide exchange factor 15b
Exons: 18
Coding region: 506-3319 (937 amino acids)
Biological process (GO): activation of GTPase activity
Molecular function (GO): protein binding; guanyl-nucleotide exchange factor activity
Source: RefSeq, a predicted model, not a curated record
GGUAACAGGGCUCACUCAAAGCGGGGAGCUUGCGCCAUGGACUUCCUCCUGAAUUAACGUCCUUCUAAAACACGUUAAAAAAAAAGAACCACACCAGUUCCCACAGAAUCUCACUUCCUCCCAUUGAUAAAGGAAAGGGGAUACGCUGGCUUAAGGGGAAAUGGUUGUGUUUCUAAAGAAGAUUCCGGUCGGUUUCAGACUCCGGGAACGAGUGCGGGGAGAUGCUGCCUGACCAGUUGAGUUUUCAAUUUCUAACUAUAACUUGAAGAUGCAACUGGGAAACCCCUUUGGCUGGAUGAAUGAGGAUUGAGAGAAACAUUUUAAGUGACUGAUGAACAAGGACACCUAGAUCUCGUUGUGCUUCCCCUUUUCCUAACUUGACACCAACUUUGGUUGGCCCCGGUAGAAGCUGCUGCGUCAGAGUACGCCACCAUCUUCCCAGACUUCAGUGAGGGAGAGACCACGGUUUGACUUGCAGGUUGGUGCCUAGACAUUUGUAAUUAGGAUGGAGCAGCCAAGGAGGGCACCGCUGGACGAGGAGAAACGGCUUCUGAAGCCUCCGCUGAAACCGAAACCCCCGAUGCUUGCCCGCACUGCUAGAAUCCAGGACAAUGGUUCGCAUCCUCCUGUUCCUGCUAGGAGACAGCCUCCAGAGACCGUGGCGGCCGGCCAACCUUUGCACAGCUCAGGAAAUGUCCAGAAGAUCCGGGAAUUGUUCAACAAGUCCACGAGCCCUCCAAAUCCCGGGAGGCUGGAGAAGAAGCCCCUGGGCGUCAGGCGGUCGGAGUCGGCGCGGGAGGCUACCGUGGCCCCCGUCCCAAAGCCGAGGGUUCAGCGAAAGCACGCGGUGAGGUCGGCGGCCUCGCAGGAGGAGCUGGCGGACCACAGUGAGAAGCGGGUGGCAUCGGCAGCCACGCGGGCUCCCGUCGCUCCCCCCCUGAGCUCGGGCGUCCCAGGAGACCCUCAGGAGGAGACAGCACUGGAUAGCGACAAAGAGCCGGACGAGACAGUGGAUGAAUGGUGCUGCCCUCCCAACUGCCCGUGCCUGUGUCACAGGAAAUGUCCCGGGAUGGUGCUGGUGUGGAGACCUGCCCCAGCUCCUGAAGGGGCCGUGCGGACCGCUGAAUCCCCAUCGGAUUCCUCGGAGAGCGACGGGGAGCCGUUCCACUACGUCCUUCCCAUCGGUGAGGCAGCCGACUGCCACCAGGACUCACACCUCCCCACAAUCGCCCUGGAGGUGGUCGGGUCCGACGGUCCGGCGGGUGCCGUGGUCCCAGAGGUCGGGAAUGGCAGCUCCGCUUGGCCGGAUGGGCGUCACAAGCCCUCCGACCUGCCCGGCAAUGUAACUCCACCGUUCGGGCGGGCCAACCCACUGCCAAAGCCACCGCGCCAUCACAAGCCCGCGCUGGCUGGCGCCCCACACUUCCCCAGCAGGAGGCUGGCGCAGGUGCGGAGGUCCGGAGCCCCCCUGCCCGCCCACCCGGACCAACUCUCUGACUGCGUGGAUCGGCUCGACCUCCACGUCCCGAAGACAAGCCUCUCCCCCCUUUCUCUGCCCCCGCUGGCUGGGACUGUCCUGAAGCUGCCCAGCCCCACUGUGACGAGGUCGGCCCCGCCCAGCCCCAGUGAGAAGCACAAGCAGUUGACCUUCAACCAGGUAGAUGGGGGUGAGGACGAGAACUUGACGAGUAACCUGUACGAGAUUCGCCUGGACAUCCUUGAGAGAAGAUCUUCAAAGCCUGAGAGAGGGGAUGUGAAAGAUUGGGAAUCUCGAUUCGAAAGCGAGCCUUUGUAUCAGACCUACCGAGACACGGUGAUCCACAAGGAGAUCAGGCGGCAGACGCUGGUGAGGGACUCGAGCAAGACCAGCGAGGACUACAUGUACGAGAGCGUCCCCUUCAUCACCGCCACCGAGAAGGUCAGCAGCUCCCUGUGGCAGGACCUGAGUGUGGUGCAGCAGAGUGGAAUCCUCAACACCCUCAGCAAGGAAGAGCGUAGGCGGCAGGAGAGUAUGUUCGAGGUUCUCACGUCCGAGGCUUCUUAUCUCCGCAGCUUGAACAUUCUCAUUGAGCACUUCAUGAACGCCAGGGACCUGAACGAUAACAUCAUACUGCGGGACAAGAAAACCCUGUUCUCCUGCAUCGUCCGAGUGAAGAAAGUCAGCGAGAGCUUUCUGAAGGAGUUAGAAGAGCGCGUGGAUGAGAGUAUAAUGAUCAGCGACGUCUGCGACAUCAUUUAUUCCCACGCCCAGCACAAUUUUCAAGUCUACAUCGAUUAUGUACGAAACCAAUUCUACCAGGAACAGAAAUACAGCCAGCUGAUGGAGGAGAACCCACAUUUUGCGGCUGCCGUCAUCCGCCUGCAGGAACUCCCCCAGUGCCAGCGGCUCCCUCUCAUGUCCUUUCUGCUUCUCCCCUUCCAGAGGAUAACCCGGAUCAAGAUGCUGAUUGAGAACAUUCUCCAAAAAUCCGAGGUUGGCUCGGCCAAUGAAGAAACGGCCUCCAAAGCACUAAGUGUUGUUUCGAAGAUCAUCGAAGACUGCAACAGGGAAGUCGGGAUCAUGAAGCAAAUGGAAGAGAUGAUUCACAUAGCAAAGAAGCUGGAGUUCGACAAGUUAAAGGCCAUUCCCAUUAUCUCCAAGGCCCGGCACCUUGAGAAACAAGGGGAAAUUUCAGAGAUCGUCUUUCGAGAGAAUCUCUUCGGGGUAAAGCCAAAGAUCACCAGUCUGUACUUGUUCCUUUUCAAUGACUUGCUACUCAUCACCAUCAAAAAGGGGGCGGACAGGUACCAGGUAGUUGACUACGCCCACCGGUCACUGGUCGAGGUCCAGGAUGGCCCCGGCAGCUCGCUGGGUGCCAGCAUCGGGAACUGUUUCACGCUCACCCUCCUCGAGAACCACCAAGGCAAGCAGAGCAAGCGGACGCUGAAGGCGCUGACCGAGUCAGACCGCCACCGUUGGAUGAACGCGUUGACCUCUGGUCAGUAUGACCUUCAGGAGGACACCAAUGACGACAAGGUCUAUGAGUUUUGGGACUGCCCGCAGGUGCAGUGCCUGAUCCCCUACACGGCCCGGCAAGCGGACGAACUGAGCCUCGAGCCUGCCGAUAUCGUCAACGUGACCAGGAAAUCGCCCGAGGGCUGGUACGAGGGCUCCAAGUUGUCCACGGGGCAGAAGGGCUGGUUCCCCAGUGAAAACGUGCAGGAGAUCACCAACGAACACGUGCGUAGACGGAACCUGAAGGAACGAUACCGGCUGCUCCAGGCGGCCGAACAGCUGCACCAGAAACACGGCAAGGAGGCGGCCAGCAGCUCCUUGUGAAGGGACCAGGGACCGGGAGAUGGGCUGGGACACUCAGUGGAUAGAUAGCAGCUGAUGGUGUUGUACCCCAGAACCUGCCCUCGAACCACACGGCGCCCUGAAAGCCUCCGUCCGAGCACGAACCCUGAUCUUCAUUCUAGUCCCGCGGCACGGCGGGAGAGCGGGUGGUGACGGAGCCCCGGGUUUUUCGACUACACUCAGUGUCUGGGGAGAGGGGAGUGGGUUUUACAUGCAUCCACACACACCCUCCCCCAGAAACUUUGCUCCUGCCCAUCUCCACCUGAACAGGAAGAUCCCACCAGAGUGGGCGGACUCUUGCUUCACCCACGGUGCCUGGAAUGGGAGGCGGGGGUGGGGGGUGUGGCGGAGGUUUUUAUUUGGGAUGGGAGUUCGGAACUUCAAAAGAGGUGGGGGAAAGGAUCGAAUUAUCACCACGAGGAAAAGCCAGUGAAAUCUGCACCAGUAUUGAGGGAGUUCAUCUCUUUCAUCUACUUUUAGAUGUUACUUUAUUCAGUUCAUUAUUAUUUUGUGUAAAAUAUUUGUAAAGAAACAUUAAGCCACAGAAUAGACAGUCAGUCAGCUCUGAAAGUGACUGAGGCUGGAUUAAAUUGAGGCUGUACCUCAAUAAGUAACCAAAAUAAAUGAAUGGGGCUCUCAUCCACCACUUCACACUGGCAGCUCAUUCCACACUCUCACCAACCUCUGAGUGAAACAGAUAUUUCACCUUUCAUCUCUAGUUCUAGUCUCACCCAACCUGGGGCGGGGGGCGGGAAGCUUGCGUGUGUGCAUUCACCCCAUCUAUGCCCCUCAUAAUGUUGUAAACAGAACCUCAGUAAGAUAUCCCCUCAUUCCCCUCUGCUCCAGAGAGUAAAUUCGAUCUUUCCCUGUAACUCAGGUCCUCAAGGCCCGGCAACAACUUUGUAAAGUUCUCCGAACUCUUUCAAACUUAUUCACACCUUUCCUGUAGGCAAGUGUCCACAUCCACACACAAUACUUUAAAUUCGGCCUCACCAAUGUCAAGUACAACUACAGCCUAACAUCCCAACUCCUGUACUUGUGACUAGAAGCAUUGUAUGGUACAUCUUUAGUGCACACUGUAGCAUCUGGGGAUGGCCCAGCUGUUACCCAGCCUGCUGUUCAGGUCGGAUGUUUGGAAAACCACGGCCCAGGAUGGUUCAAACCCAGAAAGAGAUCCUCAAACACUUCCAGAUGUUGGAUCAGACAGAGGCUGGUGAAAUUGGAACACCCAGCUGCUGUGUGUGUGACUCCACAUGGCCUUGUGAUCAUUAUUCAGACUAUGUUGCUUACUACACAUUUGCCUACCCCCUCACCAUUUCAACACCGUUCCCCCUCCCGCUUCACUGACCCCGUCUCAUGUUCCCCCCUUUUCACCA